AUGGCAACCGGCAACGACGGAUUCCUGAAAGCAUGGUUGGAUAAGCAUGCCAAUGCAGCAUCCACGAGUACGGGGAGUGUGGAUGCCGAGGGGAAGGCCAAGGAAAUUACCGACAAGUUGAAGGCGGAGUUGGAGGAAGCAUGGAGUAAAUUGAAGGAGUCCUUGACGAAGUCAGAGGCGAAGGAAAUAAAGACGCUCUGUGGGAACGCUUUGGUGGAGCAUGUGGAGAAGGCCGAGGGAAGCGGGAAGCAGGAUAUGCGAAAUGAAUAUGUGAAAGAUUUAUGUAAGGGUUUAAUGGGUAUUCGUUAUUUUAUGAGUGGUAUAAAGGAAGUAGAGAGCAAUGGGGUAGAGGUCGAAAGGGGCCUCACCGAAGAUAAAUGGUUUGCUCGUUGUACCGUUGGUAUGCUUGCCCUAUCCGAAAUUUAUGGGGAUCAUUGUAAGCUAAACAGAGUGAUAGACUAUGUGGAACCACUGGUAGAGAAUAAUUUAACGAUUCAUGUGCAGAGGAGGGGCCUCGAAAGUUGGAUGAUAAAAAAAUGUGAAGGAAAAGUGGAUGCCAACGCUAUAAUGAUUGGUAGAACAGUUCUUGGUGAUCAGAUCAAGGACUGGGUCCAAGAGAAGAGAGGAGGAUCGGACACUUCGCCAUGGAGAGUAAGACAGUUAUGGAAUAGCAAAUGGAAGCAUGUCUGCCCACGGGAUAAGAGGAGUUCGAUAAUGACUUCAGAUGAAAAAAGGGAAAAGUUAAAUGAGAAUAAGGACAGUAUGGUACAAUUGAUGAAACUGGACAGCACUCAAAAUGGUAGUGGUGCACAAGCAUCUACCAUAGCAGAUAUUUUGGCGGAUCCGGACAAUAAUUACGCACUCAAGGAGGAAGUAUUAAAACAAGUAUUUAUAGAUGCAAUGCAGGGCGACAGUGCUGCUGGAAGUACUAGUCCUUUUAAUAUGGCCAAGUUGAAUGAGCACUUAAAUAAGGAAUAUCAGAGAACAUCAGCUGAUGUUUGUAUCAAGGGGAAGACUGAUCCAUGUGAACGCUUAAAAUGUAUUGUUGAUUACUUGAGUGCAAGAGAUGCAGCAGCAGCAGCUGCACAACCAGGAUUAGGAUCAACAGCCGUAACGGACACAUUCUGGACGAAGAAUGUACAAGAACUUUGGGAUGAAUUAGCAAAGAAAAUGAAGGGGACAAAUGUCAAGGACGACGGCGUAACUGAAUGUAAAGAUUUGGAUAAUCCAUCUGACAAGACGGCAUGCAAGUACUUGCAUGCCGGCUUAAAACAGCUGUACGAUCCGUCGUCGUCUGUUUUAAACAACCCAUCGUUUAGACAAACGAUGGGUUGUUUCUUACUUCACGCUUAUGCAAAACACAUGAAAGAUAAAGCUGUUUGUGAUAUUGAUCAAGGAAUAACAGCGGCAUUUAAUGCAUGGAAGGAACCCAGUAAGCAGACAUCUUCCAUUUGCCAUGGCAAUGGUAAUGGCAAAACUUGUAUUCCAUGCCAGUGGGAUGGAAAGAACGAAUGGGAGAAAUGCGACAUUAAGACAACUGGCACAACGGGCACAUCAGAGAUUGUAAAGACCAAAUUAGAGAAGUUCGUCAAUGACAACGACCCUGACAUUAAGGAAAUGACGAAGCAAAUAAAUAAAGUAGAAAAACUCUGUGACCAAGUCAAAUGUGUCACAGCCCGAUGGAUGAACGGAGCUAACGGUGGCAGCAAAAAGCGCGAAUGGACUGAAGUGUGGGACGAAGUCCAAAAGGAACUAAAGAAGCUUGGCAGUGAAAUAGAAUCGAAGAAGGAGGAAGUUGGUACUUACUGCAAUCAACUUUCGAAGGAUAGUGAUGGAAAGGAUGCUUGCAUCCUUAUCGCAGCAGGAUUAAAAAACCUCUACGACAUCAAGGGAGACGAUGCCGCUGCCCCUGGCAGCGGGAACGAUGCCGUUACGGCAUCGUUCGAAAGAACGAUGCGUUGUGUUCUAUUAAAUGCCAUUGCAGAUAAACUGCAAGACCAAAAAUUUCCGUGCACGGAUGAGAAGAAAGUGGCUGAUGCAAUAACUAAGGCAUUUGAGAAGAGUGGUACUAUUAAGAGUGAAGGUGUCGGCUGCAAGACUAAUGAUAAGUGUUUUGAGUGUAAGAGAGUACCCUUAAAUGAUCUCAACGGUUGUAACCUAGACUCCAAGAGCACUGAUCAGAAUGUAAAAACGAAGGUAGAAAAAGUGCUCAACGAAGAAGGCGGCCAAGGAAAGAAGGAAAUGGACCAAAUUUGGGACCAAGCUAUAAAGGACAUAUGUAAACCAUGUACUAGGAAUAACGGAGAUUCCCUAUGCGAUCAACUGAAGUGCAUAGGAACUAAGUGGAAAAGUAAUAGAGGGUACCAUAACUAUAACAACAUAAAGAACGACUUCAAGACGCAUUUAACACAUCUUCUUACGUACAUGAAGGACACUGAUCAUCAGUCAAAAGUUGCCACCUACUGCGACGAAGACACCAAUGGCCACACAUGGAGUGUUGGCGACGCCGCAGGCGAAGCCAAUAAAACUGCUUGCAAACUUGUCGCUGCGGGGUUGCAGCGCAUAUCUACCAUUCAGCAAUCUUAUUCGAAGAGGGAUGACAAUAACCCCUACGAUAACCAAGAGUUUAAACAAUUCACUUUCUGCUUAAUGUUAAAAGCUGUCGUACAAAAAAUGAAAGAACAAAGCCCUAUUUGUGACAUACAGCCGGGCAUAACAAAGGCUUUCAGCGUAGUAGAUAAAAUUAAAAGCGAACAUUGCAAGAACGAUAAACCUUGCAUUCUUUGCAAUUGGAGCGACGGCGACUAUGACGAACUCAAAGAAUGCAGAAUUGACAAGGACAAUGACAAAGUAAAGGACAAAUUAGAUUCAUUACUCAAAGUCGCGGAUAAUGAAGUCAGGGGCGCACUCAAGGCCAUAGCUGACACACCAGGAAACAAGGGACCCUCUCUCUGCAAUCGCUUACAAUGUUUAUCAUCGAAGGUAGAAGCACUUAAAUCACAGCCAUCCAUGGAAAGCGCUGCG
Plasmodium knowlesi strain H is the source of this 3024-nucleotide messenger RNA. Its product is annotated as SICAvar, type I (fragment). The transcript is spliced from 7 exons. Lineage: Eukaryota; Apicomplexa; Aconoidasida; Haemosporida; Plasmodiidae. The record is from RefSeq and is a predicted model, not a curated record. The annotation marks the transcript as partial.